UCAUAACCAGCUUUUUCCGAAAAGGCAUUCUACUCUUCAGUAGGAAGAAAAGCAGGUAUAGAUAUUUUUCUUACAAUUAUGUCCUUCCAUUACAGUAAAGAGCUUAGUCGGGACUUGAAUAUUCCAAAGCAAUUUCAAAAACAGGAUAUCAAAAGACUAGCUUCUGGGAAAUCCAGCCAUAAUGUCAAAACGGCUGAUCGAUUUGGAAGAAGUAAUACUACUGUCAAGAACAUGGUAACUUUCAAUGACAUCAACACGCUAAUGCGUUUUAGAAGAUUAACAGAUCUUGAAAUACUAGCGGCUCAAUGUAAAGUAUUAGAUAGUGGCAUGAAUUGGACAGAUGGUUUACUGGGAUUUUUCGGGACAGCGGCAGCAGUUGCUGGCAUUCUAUUGUUGCCCGGAUGGGGAUUGGCGCUGUCUGGAGUGUGUUUUGGCGCGGCGAUAGGCAAAGGAAUGCUGGGGUCCGCUUCCAUUGAAAGAGAUUGCGCUGAUGUACCAUUUUAUGAAUUAGAGGUGAGACUAAAUAAAACUUUAGGUGAAAUAAACAGGAAAUUAGAUCAGCAAGCAGAAAUAUUAAAAGACAUUUCUAACUCAGUCAAAAAAACUUUAACUGAAAUAGAAAAUAUGAGAAUAGCGAUGGACCGAGGAUUUGAGAACAUUUUAAAUUCUAUAGAAGGACAAGAUGUGAAUGAAUUGGUUUCAACUAUAAACAAAGCUUAUAAAUCUUUUACGUUUAGUGAAAGUAACAGAGGAAGCGCUCCAAAAGACCAAUAUGUGAAUUUUAUAGAGCAGGAGAUCGGAGAUAAUACUUUAUUUAACUACGUUAAACUGGGUGGCAAGUUGUACGAAGCUCUGCUUUCGAUCAUCGAUAAAAAGUACGCGAUCCCAAAAGAUAUAAAUCACCAGAAUGCUUACAAUGCUCUAACUGCUCUCAGUUUCGGAACCGUUACUUAUUCAAAUAUUGUACUUUCUUUAUUAGAUCAGUAUACUUACGUUGCCGAAUAUUACUACCAGGAACGAGAUCUCAUUAAAUUUAAUAAAUAUCUUGAUCGCCUCAUAUUUUAUUUUACAACUUUCAAACACAUUUUUACAACAGCUGACAAUGGCAUAGUUAACGAUGUCUUAAAGAUUAUGAAAGAAGUACAGGAAAAACACGACAUCAAAAACGCUAAAAAAGAAUUGUACAAUGGCCUAGUAGGUAAAACAAAUAAUUUGAAAUCCAUAAAACAAAAGUUUCAGAUUAUGAGUUUACAUAUCAUAGAAGAAACGCCGAUAAAUGAAAUUGAUAUUAUCUUUAAUGCUGGUGGGAAAGUAAGCAGAACGAAUUUUUUAGAUUGGAAAAGAGGAGUUGAAGUUAGCUACGCACUUCAGUACGAAAAAGAUGGCAAGUAUUCCAAAAUAAGCAAAUGGGUAACUCAAGAAGUGCUUGACAUUGCUAACCCUCAGAUAUCAAUUAGAAAUUCGAACCAGAAAAACCGGAUCGUUUUUCGGAAAUUUGCUAACAAUCUACCAGAAGUGGUUCACAUUAUUUCUGGUUCUCUGUUACAGUUUAGGGAUCUUGAUAGAGAUUUAUAUGAUUUAGCGUCUAAAAACUCUUACAAUGACAACAGUAUAUUGCAAAAUAUGAAUAAACUUUUAAGUCUUGGCGCCAGCGUCUCUGCCGUUUUUGAAAGCAAAAGAAGCGUGAUUCACGCAGCAGCUGCAGCAGGAAGAGUUAAUAUGUUGAAGCGAAUUUUAGAAGUCGAUCGUAAAGUCCUUAAUCUGAAAGAUUCGGUAGGUUACACUCCUUUGCACAUAGCUGUUGAGAACAAAAGAGAUGAUUUCGUGCGCGAGCUAGUAAAACAGGGUGCUGAUGUCAAUGCAAAAACGAAUGAGCAUGGCGUAACACCAUUACAUUUAGCAGUGCGCUUCCAGUCCGAAAAAAGCGUAGAAUAUUUAUUAGCUAGCGACAAAAUCAAACCUAACGAGGUAGAAAAAUCCGGAAAAACUCCCCUGCACAUCGCUGUUUCAGAUAAUUCUUUGAGCACCAAACUUGUUGAACAGUUUAUCAACAGUAAUAAGGUGGAUGUGAAUGUCAAAGAUACUUUAGGACUAACGGCAUUACAUAUAGCAGUUUUGCUCAAUUCGACAGAAAAUGCCUUCAAUUUAAUGAGCAGGAAAGGAUGCGAUAUAUACGCUAAAGACAAGAACAACAUGGCACCCAUUCACUAUGCUGCAAUGAAAGGGUAUAGCAAUAUGUUCAGUGAUUUCAUCAAGUUUGGUAUUGAUAAUCUAAACUCUCUUGGUUCAGACAAAAAAUGGACUCCUAUUCAUUUUGCUGCCUAUUUUAAACACGAUGAUCUGGUAUAUGGUUUGGUAAUGUGGGAAGGGACGAAGAGAAAAAUCCUUGCAGAUGAGCCUGAUGUUGAUCAGCAGACGCCACUGCAUUUAGCUGCUCAAGCGGGUUUGAAGGAAGGUGUUAUUGUCUUAAUGCAGCAUGGCAAUGCAAAAGCUUACAAAAAGACUGCCGAUGGCUAUACACCCCUUGCUAUAGCAAUUCUUAACAAACAAACCGAAAGUGUUAAAGAUAUAGCAUGGUUAGAGUACGAUACGUUAGAAGAGUAUGAUAGCACAUAUACAAAAUUUAAAGUUAUAGAUUCACGAUCAUGUGAAUUAGCGAAGGAAAAGAAUUUCAUGUUUGAUUAUUUGGUUGAGCAAGGUCGCUGUGAUAGGCAUAAGUUUAAAAAAAGAAGUUUAAAUGUAGAGCGUAAAAACAAAGAGUUUAUGGAAUAUAGUAGACACUUUGUCCAAAAACAUUACACCGAAAAUGGAGCUAAGUGUUUAGCUGAUUCCUACGAAUUGAAUGAAGGUACUAAAGUUAAGGAAUCCAAAACUCACGCAAAUGUUGAUGUCACUGGUGCUUUGCUCUUGCUAGACUUAUUCAUUCGCAAAUUUACUAACGAGAAAUAUGUUUCUAACUGGAAGUUCGUAAACUCUCCUUACGAUGCAACUGUUCAGGCAUUGGAAAUAACUGAGAAAUUGAAUAAUUUAUUAAAUGAAAAGGGUUCGGAAAAUUUAGAUUCAUUUGACGUUUUUUCAAAGAUACAGAAAGCCAUACAAAGUGGUAACGAAAGUAAAUUUAUGGAUGCGUUAUGCUCUUAUAUUAACGAGUUUGCUUCGCUAAGACCUGAAGAAGUUAGGGGAAUUCUAAACGUAGUUUUACCGUAUACCAAAAUCCAAAUUUCCAAAAAUCAGAUCGACCGAAAACUGCAAAGUUUAGUCGAACAUUACUGCUUUGAGAAAACAUUUGGAAUGUAAUCUAAAUUUGUCAAAUAACAAAGUUCCUAUUCAUGGGACUCAAGUUAAGUUCAUUAAAUCUUAUAUUUAGUAUUAGA
Parasteatoda tepidariorum (common house spider) is the source of this 3374-nucleotide messenger RNA. The record is from RefSeq and is a predicted model, not a curated record. Lineage: Eukaryota; Metazoa; Arthropoda; Arachnida; Araneae; Theridiidae.